AUGUCUUCUCAAACUCGAACCCGUGACUUUAUUGGCUAUGGCCCGAGCCCUCCUAAGUUUACUUGGCCUGGCGGCAAACGAGUCGCUAUCAACUUUGCGAUCAACUAUGAAGAAGGAACAGAACGAAGUCCUCUUGCAGGUGAUAAGGAGCGCGAUUCUCGCACGUGGGUCCGAAGUACGCUUCCACCCAGCGAGCGUGAUCUGAUGCAAGAAGCCGAGUACGAGUAUGGCACACGAGUUGGUAUUUGGAGACUACUACGCAUUUUCAAGGAGCACAAUGUCCCCUACAGCGUCUUUGUCUCAUCUGAAGCGCUUGUCGUCAAUCCGACUUUUGCUGAAGCAUUGAGAAUCGAGGACUGCGAUAUGGUUUCUCAUGGAACGCGCUCUAUCAGUCGGAUAGAUCUUACCGAGGAGAAGGAGAGGGCAGACCUCCGCCGGGCGGUGGACCAGACCCUAGAACUGACGGGCAAAAGAAUACUUGGUGCUUUCCCCAGACCGCCUAUCACGGAUGAUAGUCGCCGUGUCAUGGCUGAGGAAGGCCUACUGUACGAUUCAGCAACAACCAAUGAUGAUCGUCCGUAUUUUGCAGACGUCUCAGGCCGACCAAUGUUGGUUCUUCCUUAUGCGAUAGAUACCAAUGAUGCUCGAUUCUGGGGUGGACAAUCUGGUCCAGGCUUUAUAGGAUCCACGGAUUUCUUCGACUACCUCAAAGAUGCAUUCGAAGUGUUGUACAGUGAGUCGGGCGAGAGCGCGACUAUGAUGUCAAUUGGUCUGCACGCACGUAUCAUGAGGCCGUGGCGUGUUGCCUCAAUCAUUCGGUUUAUCAAUUAUGUGCAAGGAUUCGAGGGUACUUGGAUUGCUAAGAGAAGUGAUAUCGCCUCGCAUUUCGCAAGGAAAUUUGCUCCCGAUAAUACUUAA
Fusarium coffeatum is the source of this 918-nucleotide messenger RNA. RefSeq lists its product as uncharacterized. Lineage: Eukaryota; Fungi; Ascomycota; Sordariomycetes; Hypocreales; Nectriaceae. The transcript has a single exon. The record is from RefSeq and is a predicted model, not a curated record. Gene Ontology annotation, biological process: carbohydrate metabolic process. Bases 1 to 918 code for a protein of 305 amino acids.